Molecule: messenger RNA, 1737 nt
Organism: Cynara cardunculus var. scolymus (artichoke)
Lineage: Eukaryota; Viridiplantae; Streptophyta; Magnoliopsida; Asterales; Asteraceae
Exons: 11
Coding region: 1-1737 (578 amino acids)
Cellular component (GO): plasma membrane; plasmodesma
Source: RefSeq, a predicted model, not a curated record
AUGGCAAAGACCGACAAUCUUACCUAUCUCAAGGGUCGAGAAGACGAGUAUGACAACGAUGAGGCUGAGUGGGACGACGAAGGAAACAGGGCUGGGUGGGACGACGACAACGAGGGUUGGGGUGAUGGGGACAACGACGGGGCUGGGUGGUGGUCAUUUGGGGGUGAAGGGAACACGAUGUUGAUCAGGGGUUUUGGGGAUUUGGUAGGGGUGAUUAGUGGCAGGUCCGGUGGUGGUGGUGGUCGGGAAAUUGAACGGGUUGUUCUUGAAAAGGGGAGCAACGAUGGCAACUCGUCGUUGAUAUUGGCCGAUAAGAGAACACGAAGGAAAGAUCCGAGGGACGAUUUCAAGUACUACACUCGCGGAUGGAAUGUCAGUGAUGACCAUUACAUUUCUUCUGUAUCGUUUACUGCUGCCCCCUUGUUCGCCAUUGCGGUAAUCUGGUUUGCAGGAUUUGGUGUAUCUUUGCUCCUAAGCUGUUGCUGCUACUGCUGCUUCCGAAGACGCCCUUAUGGCUAUUCGCAAACCGCUUAUGCACUUUCUCUCGGUUUUCUCUCCCUCUUCACUAUUUCCGCAAUUGUUGGAUGCAUCGUCUUGUACACAGGGCAAGGGAGGUUUCAUAAUAGCACAACGGACACGUUGGAUUAUGUCGUGAGUCAAUCCAACGAUACGGUUUCACACCUCAACAAUGUGUCUGCUAUUCUUUCUGUAGCCAAGGGCAUUGAAGUAGAUCAAGUUUCUUUGCCGUCAGAUAGCAAAAACGACAUCGAUAGGGUCCAUAAAAUGAUCGAUGCUGCUGCAAGAGACCUCCGAUUCGAGACCAGAAAGAAUGAGAAAGAUAUACAACGGGUUUUGAAGGCCGUAAGGCUUGCUCUUAUUAUCAUUGCUGCUGUUAUGCUUCUUGUGGCUCUUCUUGGUUUUUUGUUCUCUCUUCUUGGAUUGGAGGUUUUUGUGUACAUCUUGGUGGUUCUAGGUUGGAUUCUUGUUACAGCUACCUUCAUCUUGUGUGGCAUAUUUCUUGCACUCCACAACAUUGCGGGCGACACUUGUAUCGCGAUGGACGAGUGGGUUGAAAAUCCGACGGCUCAUACGGCUUUAGAUGAUAUUCUUCCCUGUGUGGACGAUGCAACUGCUCAAGAAACGUUAUCUCAGAGCAAAAACAUCACUUUUCAAUUGGUGGUGAUGGUGAAUAGCAUCAUUAACAACAUCUCCAACAUCGAUCCUGUUGAACAACCGUUUGCCAGUUUCGUUAGCUUCAAUCAAUCAGGUCCGUUGGUUCCCACGCUUUGUAAUCCGCUAAACGCUAACGGAACAGAUCGAAAAUGUCAAGCGGCUGAACUCAACUUCGAUAACGCAACCAGGGUGUGGAGGAAUUAUGUUUGUCAAGUUUCUGCAAAUGAUACAUGCGCAAGCGUCGGGCGGUUGACUCCAAAGAUGUAUAAACAGAUGUCGAUUGCAGUGAACGUGAGCGAUGGAUUGACCGAAUAUGGUCCGUUUCUAGCAGGGUUACUGGACUGUAGCUUCGUUAGAGAGACUUUUAUCGGAAUUCAUAAGGAUCAUUGUCCGAAUCUUAACAAAUACAGCGAAUGGAUCUACAUUGGUUUAGCAAUUGCAUCGACUGCUGUCACGCUUUCGUUGGUUUUAUGGAUUUUGUAUGUCCGCGAAAGGAGGUACCGUAGAUACACUAAACUUCUUGUUGUUGCAUCUCCGCCUACGAUCGAUCGACGAUGGAAAUGA